AGACCGAAUUCGGGUUUUCAUGAAAUUACUCGUAAUUUCAAAAAUACAAAACUAAGUAAAAAUAUUAAUUAUAAAUCAUUUUAUGUUGAUAUAGUUACAAAAUUACAUUUAGUUUGACUAGUUUUUGUUGUAAAAUAUGGAUGAACGUUCCCAACAAAAUCUUAAAAUAAAAGCGAUGGACGCCGCAAAAGCUGAAAAGAAACAUAAGAAAAAGAGCAAGAAAGAAAAACAUAAGAAGUCAUCAAAACAUAAGAAAGAAAAACGAAAAAAGAAACAUCACAACAUCCCAUCGGAUUCUGAUGAGAUUACAUCAAAAUUAUCAGAUGGUGCUUUAACACCUAAACUACCAAUACCUUCAACUUUACCUCCAACAAUAAAUCUCGAUGAUGAUCUAUCUGCAGAAGAUAUCCGGAAAUCAAAGGAAAUUUUCUCAAAACUUAUCGGGAAGCGUGAAAGUCAAGAGAAUGGCGGCUCAAAGUUGAAGAAGCCAAAAUUGAUAUCUACAGAUCCAGAUGAGCUAGUGAAUAUCAUAACUAAGUCGUUAGAUAGUAAAGCACUUCAGACUACUGUCGUAUCAUCAGAAACUGAAAGUGAUGGAAUGGUUGAAGAAGACUGUGAAAGUCCAGACGUGGCGGUGAUUGAAGAUGAGCUAAAUUUGGAUGAACUCAUGCGACAAAAAGCUCUUCUUCAAGCAUGUCUUGGAAAUUAUGUUUCAGAUUCUGACCAUGAAGAAGUCUCCAAAUCUGAGCGUAUUAAAACCACAUCAAAGGAAUCCAAACGUAAAUCAGAGUCUGACGUGAUUGUUUUGUAUUCAUCACCAGAACAUCAAAAGAAUGAUGAGAAUCGAAGAAGAAAAAGUCCUGUGGAAAAGAAAUCAAGAGACGAAAAGAGAGAAGCUCGAGAUUCGCCUCAACGAUAUGUUGAGAAGAAACGAGCAGAAGAUCGACGUAAACGUGAUAACGACAAUCGAUAUAAAGAAGAUUUAAGACGAGAAAUCAACCGUGAUAAAGACUUAGAACGGCAACGGCGCUCAGAGCAAGUUAGAAGAAGCAGAAGAUCUCGAAGUAGAGAUCGAUAUGACGACUAUUAUGACCGACGAUCGAUGGAACGUGACAGACGAGGUCGAGACCAUCGCGAUUCACGACGAGGAUCAUCAAGAGAUCGCAACACAAGACGAUACAGUGCCAAAGACAGAGACCGAAAAGGAAAAUCUGAUUCAGAUAAAUACAAAGGUUCACUUAGUGAAGGGUUGAAGCACGACAAAAAUUCUAGCAGCAGUGAAAGUGAAAUCGCUGACAUUAAAAUCGAUGACGAUGACGAAGAUGAAGAGAAAAUUAUUGAAAAUCGUCGUAAGCAACGUGAAGAGCUUUUGAAGAAGUUGGGAGCGCCAAGUGAAGACAGCAACACAAUACAAUCAAUUGAAUCAACACCGAAUCUUAAGACUUUAGAUGAUGAAAUGGUUUUCUUGAAAACAUCUAAAGAUAAGCAAACGUCAGCAGGUUCACCGACAAUGGAAGUUUCUUUGACACCACCGAUAGAAGAAUUGAAUGAUAAAAUCAAAGAGUCUGAUGAUUUUACAAAAGAAAAGCUCAAAACCAAAGAAACAAAGAAGAACGAUUGGGAUAUGUUCGCUGAGCAAGAUAUUGACUCGAAUUUUGAUUCUCCAAAUACGAUCAUUGGCACAACUAAACAAUUAAGUGCUGAAAAUCCUGCACUGACCGACAAUUGGGAUGAUGCUGAAGGAUAUUAUCGAGUUCGAAUUGGUGAGACACUUGAUAGUCGUUACAUUGUCAGUGGAUACACCGGUCAAGGUGUUUUCAGUAAUGUUGUACGUGCGAAAGAUCAAGCGAGAGGUGGUUCAAAUGUAGCCGUGAAAAUUAUUCGAAAUCGUGAACUGAUGCACAAGACGGGAAUUCGUGAGUUGGAAUUUCUCAAGAAACUUAACGACGCUGAUCCUGAAGACCGCUAUCAUUGUUUAAGACUUUUCCGUCAUUUCUAUCACAAACAACAUUUGUGUAUGGUGAUGGAGCCGUUAAGUCUUAAUUUACGUGAAAUCUUGAAGAAGUUUGGAAAGAAUGUUGGUCUUCAUAUCAAAGCUGUUCGUAGUUACACGCAACAAUUACUGCUGGCAUUGAAAUUGCUGAAGAAAGUUGGAAUCUUACAUGCAGACAUCAAACCGGAUAACAUCUUGGUGAAUGAUUCAAAUUUAGUUUUGAAGCUUUGUGAUUUUGGUAGCGCAUCUUUAAUAACUGACAAUGAAAUCACGCCGUAUUUAGUGUCUCGUUUUUAUCGUGCUCCUGAAAUCAUUCUGGGCUUAAAUUACGAUUAUGGAAUCGACAUGUGGUCAGCUGGAUGCACAAUUUAUGAAUUAUACACAGGGAGAAUUCUAUUCAGUGGCAAAUCAAACAAUCAAAUGCUCAAAUGUUUCAUGGAUCUUAAAGGAAAAAUUCCUAAUAAAGUGAUUCGGAAAGGACAAUUUAAAGAUAAUCAUUUCGACACAAAUGGAAAUUUCUUAUCACAUGAAGUUGAUAAAAUUACUGAAAGGGAUAAAAUCGUUGUAAUCAGUGUCAUAAAGCCAAUUCGUGAUUUACAACAAGAGUUGGUAGCUAAUCAAAAUUUGCCAGAGGAGCAAAUGCGAAAAGUUGGUCAAUUAAAAGAUUUACUUGAUAAAGUUUUUUCCUUAGAUCCUUCUAAAAGGAUUUCUUUGAACCACGCACUUGCACAUCCGUUUAUUCAGGACAAGAUAUAAAAGAAAGUUUAAGGUUUAAAACUCUUACAAAUCGAUGGCUUGCAAGGCUGAUGGAGGUAAACCUCAAAAAAUCAAGUUGAUUCAAUCAUAACUAUUUCAUUAAUUAAAUACAUUAAAUAGCUUGCUGUGCUUAGUCAAUAUUUUGAUAAUUAAAAAGUCAGACAUUUGGGUGACAAACAACAAAAAAAAAAUUAAACAAAAAUCAUCUUUUACUUAGACGUUUAAUCAUAUUAAAUAUUUAGAUUUUAGUCUU
Clunio marinus is the source of this 3002-nucleotide messenger RNA. Lineage: Eukaryota; Metazoa; Arthropoda; Insecta; Diptera; Chironomidae. The record is from the annotation of a GenBank genome assembly.